Phytomonas sp. Hart1 is the source of this 1302-nucleotide messenger RNA. Lineage: Eukaryota; Euglenozoa; Kinetoplastea; Trypanosomatida; Trypanosomatidae. The record is from the annotation of a GenBank genome assembly.
AUGACCCCCAUGCUCUUCACCCCACGGAAAGGCCACACCACCCACGCUGUCCCCGGCGCGGGGAACAUCCUCGCGACCUUCGGAGGCCUCAUCCGACAAAAAUCGCACUCGGAAAACGGCGAAGGGGUAAAAUGGACCCCAACGGCCGAGGUCCUCCUCCUCGACCUCACUGCCUCGCGAUGGACGCGGCUUCAGACCUACGGUGCGUAUCCGAAACCUCGGUGCUAUCACGUAGCCGAGAUCCUCGCGGGGACGACGCAGCUGAUCGUCUUCGGCGGACGCACGACACCGCCGUCAACUGAGAACUCCAGUGCGAUUUCAGACAACGGCGUCCUAAAUGAUCUUUAUACGCUCGACUUCGAGACCGGGAUUUGGCGGAAGAUCUGUAACACCACCGGGGACCUCCCACCGCCGCGCAUGUGCAGUGCUUCCGUCUUCGCGAACGGCAUUUUUCUCAUUUUCUCCGGCGGCAGCUGCGAAUUAGAUCAGGAUUGCCUCGAGUUUUGCCCGGAAACACGGCAUUGGCGGCGAUUUCACCUUGCCAACGAGCCAGCCUGUUCUCGCCCAACGGUGGUUUACGUGGGGGAUCGCUUGUUAUUCUACGGCGGAUGCGAUAACACGAACCACGUGAUGGGAUCAUCUCUCUUGGAGCUCCCUCUGCCGCCGCUCUCGCUCUGCACAAGCUCCCGACUAUGGCUUUUUCAAAACCACACGCUGAGAGGGGCUCUUCAUAGGAUUCAUCAAAAUCCCAGCAUGAUUAUGGGUAGGCAUCAUCGCCAAGGAAGGGCAGAAGUCUCGACGCGCUUCAUCGCCGACAUGCUUUCUUUACAGGAUAGAUCGAGGCCUGGGGUUACUUCUUCUCUUUCCAACAUCUCUAUGACCUCGAAUUCUGUUCGUGUGAUGAGUACGAACGAGAGGGCGGUGUCUAGAAGGGAUAAUAAUCAAAAUAUUUAUACCAACUCUUCGUUAUCGUUCAUGAACCCGCCGCUGAGUAAUAAUUUUCGCAAUGUUGGAGGAAAUGGAGGGGAGAGGUAUGAGUCAAUACAGAAUUUGCCGCCCUACUUAGGUGAAUUUUCACCAGCUCAAGUAUAUCAAUACAGUUAUCUGGAAUAUCCAAUACAUUCUCAUUAUUAUUGCCCGUAUUUUAGGGAACAUCGUCUACUAAACCAUCAACAUUCAUUGCCAGUAUCUCGCUCGACUAGGCAAAGCGAGCUAUCAAGAUUGCUCGCUUUCCUUAUGGAGAGGAGGGAAAGCCCAUAUCUCCUGCGAGGUCUCGCAAUUUUUUCACAAUGUAAUUAUUAA